UGUACUUCUACUCGUUUCACAUUGUAGAUGUUGCACCAAAGCGAGUAUUUGAUUACACAGGGAUGCGUUCAGGAAUUACGCUCGGAUAACCCAGGCUAAUUUACGUUAUACUAUAUUACGUAUACUAUAAUAAAAGAGUACAUUAGAAUUAUCUGGGCGCAAUUCCUGAACGCACCCUAGAAUGCAAUAUUUUUCUUCCCCCGUUUUCUCGACAUUUAAUCAUUUUUACAAAUAUAUAUGAUAUAGACUCUAGUCUAAAUCGUAAAAUAUGACAGAGACGAAUCGUUGGACGUUGUUUGAUAUGCAUCCCAUAUGCGAUAUUUAUAGAUUUAUAAAUUUACUAGUAUGCAAUAAAUGUUCGAGCGAAACUUUCUAGCGAUGUCAAUUAUAUCGCGAACGUUGAGCAAACACGCUCAAUGUGAUUCGCGUUAUCAUUUGCGAAUCUCUAAGGCGGUGUCAGUCACGCGUAGUAGUAUACCUGUAAUGAUACAUUAUUAUAGGAACACUACGCGAUAGUGCUCCGAGAAAUCAUUCAUAAGCAUCUUAUAAAUAAAUCUGAAUCUUCAAGUUAACCAGAGUAGAUUCGAACAUCGAGAUUAUUGAAUAUUGCAUUUAUAAAAUGGACGUCAAUGCCAAAUGUACAAUCCUAGUGACUGGAUUUGGUCCAUUCAGUACACACACAGUGAACGCCAGCUGGGAGGCGGUGAAGGAAUUGCAGGAACUGUGGAAGAAUUCUGUGGAAUUUUCCGACGUUAAAUUGGUUGUUGAAAAAAUUCCAGUUUCGUACAAUUACGUAUCUGAUCAUAUUCCUCAGCUCUGGAAGAAACACAAUCCUUCGAUUGUCCUACAUGUGGGUGUAUCACAUGAAGCUAAAUCUUUAACGAUAGAGCAACAUGCUUACAGCAAUGGCUACAACAGAUUCGAUAUAUAUAAUAAAUGCCCUGAUGAAACAGAUGUCGAGUGUAAAGUUUUGAAAACUGAGAUAGAUGUUAGAGAACUUUGCAAUAAUGUGAAUGAAAGCUUCAAAAGAAGCGGAUGCAAAUCUUGUCUGUCGGACAAUGCUGGCAGAUAUCUGUGUGAAUAUAUAUUUUAUCAAUCACUCUGUAUUGAGCCAACAAAGACUCUGUUUGUGCACGUUCCAGAUUUUGACAAAUAUCCUAGUAAACAAACUGCGAACGGUUUAUAUGAAAUUUUGUGUUACUUAAUAAGAAAUUUGGAAUUGAGUUAACAUUUUUAAUCUAAGCUGUUAAGUGAUUAAU
Molecule: messenger RNA, 1259 nt
Organism: Trachymyrmex septentrionalis
Lineage: Eukaryota; Metazoa; Arthropoda; Insecta; Hymenoptera; Formicidae
Product: pyroglutamyl-peptidase 1
Exons: 2
Coding region: 620-1228 (202 amino acids)
Biological process (GO): proteolysis
Cellular component (GO): cytosol
Molecular function (GO): pyroglutamyl-peptidase activity
Source: RefSeq, a predicted model, not a curated record